UGCUUGCGCAAGCGCACAACCGCACGGCCGCGUAGCUCCGAUCUUGCCGAAAACGCCUUGCGGGGAGGUUGAGCCGCUUGCACAAUGUCUGAAAUGAACGAGCUGUCCGAGCUCUAUGAGGAAAGCAAUGACCUGCAGAUGGAUGUGAUGCCUGGCGAGAGUGACCUUCCGCAGAUGGAGGUAGGCGGCGGGAGCCGGGAGCCAUCCCUGAACCCCUCCCGCGCCGGGGCCCAGCCACAGCUGGAGGAGGAAGGCCCGAUGGAGGAGGAGGCCGCCCAGCCAAUGGCGGAGCCGCUGGGGCAGCGAGGCCUCGCUAGCCGGCCCGGCCCUGGGGAGCAGCCAGGCCAGAUCGCGGGCCCUGAUUUCGAGAGCGAGGACGAGGGCGAGGAAUUCGAUGACUGGGAGGACGACUACGACUAUCCGGAAGAGGAGCAGCUGAGUGGUGCAGGCUACAGAGUAUCAGCGGCCCUUGAAGAAGCCAACAAGAUGUUUCUGAGAACCUCCAGAGCAAGAGAAGCAGCUCUGGAUGGCGGGUUUCAGAUGCAUUACGAGAAGACCCCGUUUGAUCAGUUGGCUUUUAUCGAAGAGCUUUUUUCACUCAUGGUUGUCAAUCGUCUGACCGAAGAGCUCGGCUGUGAUGAGAUUAUUGAUAGAGAGUAGUUAAACGCUGGGAAGAGAGGAGGAAGCUACUUGAGGAGAGAACUGGCAUUCCACUGUCUCUUGGGUUCAUUCCAAAUAGUUCCGUGCCAAUGAAAAACUUGGUCUUCAAAAAAGAAAAAUUUUUUUUUUUGUAGAAUAAAGUAGUGACUGCACAGUUAUGAAAAA
This is a messenger RNA of Eubalaena glacialis (North Atlantic right whale), 825 nucleotides long. RefSeq names its product EP300 interacting inhibitor of differentiation 1 (gene EID1). Bases 85 to 660 code for a protein of 191 amino acids. The record is from RefSeq and is a predicted model, not a curated record. NCBI's taxonomy places the organism in Eukaryota, Metazoa, Chordata, Mammalia, Artiodactyla, Balaenidae. Gene Ontology annotation, molecular function: transcription corepressor activity. Gene Ontology annotation, biological process: negative regulation of DNA-templated transcription. Gene Ontology annotation, cellular component: nucleoplasm. The transcript has a single exon.